CUCCAAUACUCUAGAGGGCAGUAUCCACGUUGCUGUCCGAGCGUGCCACACACACGCGUGAUGCAGUCACCCAGAGCAUCUUGGGAUAUGAGGCAUGUUUCUAGUGAACGACAUUGACAGUAAAGGUGGGUGUCUGGGAAGCUGAUGGGAGACACUAUGUCCAGUCCUACAGUGAAGGCAGAGGGCAUCAUAGUGCCAGACUUUGGCAGCACACCACCACAGGGCUGUCCCAUGCAUCGAGAUGUUAAUAAAAGUGCCCCUCCACCAGAAUGUCCAAUGCAUCAGGCAUCUGCACCUGCAAGUGAUAAGAUAAAGAAUGUGCCAGAUGUACCGGCACAUCAGGACAGGGCUUAUGAAUUUGUAGAGUGUCCUAUGAGAGCUGCCAAUGGGGCUAAACCCACACUGUCUGACAUCGAUCCAGCAAACAUGAUGCCACCACCUAACCAGCAACCUUCACCUGGUCAACCAUUUCCCCUUUCUGUUGUAAGAGAGGAGUCUACCAUCCCUCGUGGUGGAUCUGAGCAGAAGUGGGUUUAUCCCUCAGAGCAGAUGUUCUGGAAUGCCAUGCUGAGGAAGGGAUGGCGCUGGAACAAUGGUGACAUCCACCAGAAAGAUAUGACAAACAUCAUUAGGAUUCAUAACCAGAAUAAUGAGCAAGCCUGGCAGGAAAUCCUGAGAUGGGAGAAGCUCCAUUCAAAAGAAUGCCCAUGUGGACCUUCUCUUUUAAGGUUUGGUGGAAAAGCAAAAGACUUUUCACCCAGAGCCAGAUUUCGCCACUGGAUGGGGCAUGAGCUACCAUUUGACAGGCACGACUGGAUUAUUGACCGGUGUGGAAAAGAGGUCAGAUAUGUGAUAGACUACUAUGACGAAGGCCUGGUGGCCAAGCACACUGUCCUUGACGUGCGUCCAGCCUUUGACUCCUUAGAAGCUGUUUGGGACCGUAUGAAAGUGGCCUGGUGGCGCUGGACCUCCACAUAAUUUUUUGUUGUUGUGAUCUUUAGGAACUGAUAUUUAUAUAGCUUAGUCUGUGGAAGCUUUUUGACAUGAUAUUCUUUGUUUUAAUGAAUCUAGGAUUACCUUAUA
This is a messenger RNA of Carassius carassius (crucian carp), 1083 nucleotides long. RefSeq names its product holocytochrome c-type synthase. The record is from RefSeq and is a predicted model, not a curated record. NCBI's taxonomy places the organism in Eukaryota, Metazoa, Chordata, Actinopteri, Cypriniformes, Cyprinidae. Bases 145 to 978 code for a protein of 277 amino acids. Gene Ontology annotation, molecular function: holocytochrome-c synthase activity. Gene Ontology annotation, biological process: cytochrome c-heme linkage. Gene Ontology annotation, cellular component: mitochondrion. The transcript has 7 exons.